Molecule: messenger RNA, 528 nt
Organism: Rotaria socialis
Lineage: Eukaryota; Metazoa; Rotifera; Eurotatoria; Philodinida; Philodinidae
Source: the annotation of a GenBank genome assembly
AUGGCUUCAGUUUUAGUAUCAGUAUUCCUUGUGCUUACUUAUGCAGGACCAUUCGCAACAACCAGCUUAUCGAGCACAACCACUACAACUACGACAACAACUACAACUACAACUACAACAACAACGACUAAUGGUGGACCAUCUGAAUGCUCAUCUUAUACAACAAUCAAUGAUGUGACACGUUUAACAGUAGCCGCUGCUGGAAGUGGAUGCGAUAGAACUCUAUUCAGCUCAUAUACGACCUGGGUUCGAUUUAAUGGGGCUAGUGGAACUCAAUUAGCAACAUCUGCCCCAGCUUCAAAUCAAUGUGGUGCUCAAGGUACUGGUUGGUAUUCAGGUCCACUGCCAGCAUCAGGUGUCUCUAAUAGUGGAACGGUGUGCUAUGUUUGGAAUUCGAACAAUUGUAAUUGGUCAAAUACGAUUCAAGUAACAAAUUGCGGUUCAUUUCAUUUUAUGUAUGGGAUCUUAUUAGUCCACCGGUUUGCAGCCUCCGUUAUUGUACUGCAUAAGCAAAAGGAUUUGAUAUAG